This is a messenger RNA of Cherax quadricarinatus, 1925 nucleotides long. Lineage: Eukaryota; Metazoa; Arthropoda; Malacostraca; Decapoda; Parastacidae. The record is from RefSeq and is a predicted model, not a curated record.
CUCAACAAGAGGAUGACAAUGGUGAUACUCAGGCGGCGUUGCUCUAGAAGGGCAGCAGGCGGCACGUCGCCCCGUUAUCCACACCGAGAUUCCUGGUGAACAAUGAACACUACGUUAUCUCAGAACGCCGCCUCCAUCACCCCCGGGGACAACAAUAAUCACUGACUUCGUGUCUCGAUUAAGUGUCACUUUCACGGAUAUUAUAUUGAAAGCUGGACGCGUUCGUCAGAUACUUCCUCCUUUAUCUCUUGAACUAUCGUGCAAAUUCAUCUACCUUCCCGGUUUUAAGUAAGACGCUACCGUGGUGCUUCCCUGACCUUCAAGACUCGUGAUCUCUUCGGCAUUCCUACCAUCACGUCUUCUACAGUUCGGCAAGACAAUUCAUCCGAGUUUAAUUUUUAGGUGUCUAACAGGUUCAGCUGGUAAAUAGCAGAUCUGCAAAGCUACAGACAAAUGUUAUUUUAAUCCAGACAGAUUUUGCUAGUCUUAGCCGAGGUUCUGUGGGCGGACAUUGUAAAGUAAUUGUAGAAUAAACGAAAACUAAAUAUGUGGAAAGUGAGUACUGAAUAUAUUUGUAUAUAAACACAUGUUGAUGCACCAUGACUCUCCUCAUAGAGUGUACUACUACUACUAGUACUACUACUACUAGUACUACUACUACUAGUACUACUACUACUACUACUAGUACUACUACUACUAGUACUACUACUACUAGUACUACUACUACUAGUACUACUGCUACUGAUGCCUCUCAUUUCAGCAAGGCUUCAGAGGCAUUCCGUUUCAGUAAAGAUUGCAGCCUGCCUCCAAGGCUGAUUAGUUCUCUGUCGCGAUGCAUCAUUGUGAGUGGCGUGUCGCCCCUACUUCAGCAGCGACCUCCAUGUACUCAUACUGAGUACAGAGAACGAAUCGGAGACGACGACCAUGGCUAUCACUCUUCAGAGAGCCCACAUGCAGCGGAUGAGAGUUACUACGAAGUAGAGUCCCAGAGAUGGUUUUACGAAAACGACAGGCACACAUUCGAUUUCGGAGAGAAGAAAAUAAACAUGCAUAGUAGCUCUGAGGAUAUUUUAGAAAUAGAUAGUGAUUCUCAUGACUGUCUUGAUAUUGCAAAUAAAAAAAUAAAGCUCCAGGUACAUAACCCCCUCGUAAUACCUGGUGUCCAUCAGUAUAUUUUGUGCUGCAAUAAAGGCCACUUUCAGGAGAGUUCGGGAGCCUUCAGUGAAUUCGAGUCUAAUUGUGGCUGCACCACACGGAACUUGAUUGACUGGUCGACACGGGUCACCUGGAUUAGCCUCAACCUCAGACACCAAUAUAAAGUCCGCGAAGUAACCUACCAGAGUCCUUAUAGAUCAUCGGAAUUCAAGUGGGUCGCCCCAUAUACUAACCCUUACGACACAGACGGUAGUUUCCUGGGAGCCCCAUACCAUCGACUCCGUGGCAGAGUCUGUAAUCUCCAGGAAGCCCCAUACCGUCGACCCUACGACACAGUUUGUGAUUUCCGACAGUUUACUUCAUCACCUCAUGGAACAAGGAUGGUUGAGCCGUCAUCCAAGCCACAGAUGUUAAAGGUUUCGUCUAGAACUAUCAUCAAUGACGAGCUUCAUGAAGAUGUUCGGGCUACUGUUGCUGCUGCUGCUCCUGAUGGGGAACGACCGUUCGUGUGCGAGCAAUGUGGACGUACCUUCUGCAGAAACGAGGAACUUACCCGGCACAUGAGGAUACACUCCGGACACCGACCUUUCCUCUGCCAGAAGUGUGGACGGAGGUUCGUACGUCGUGACCACCUGACCAAGCAUCAGCGCACUCACCUGCCUAUCUACGCUAAGCGCACUUACGGGUGUCCCCUGCAUGCCUGCGCUCACAGGUACUCCAGGACGCCUGCGCUGCACUACUUUCCAAUGUGCUCAAACAUUUUUCUUUAG